Messenger RNA from Trichoderma gamsii, 2442 nucleotides. RefSeq lists its product as hypothetical. Gene Ontology annotation, molecular function: GTPase activity; GTP binding; U3 snoRNA binding. Gene Ontology annotation, biological process: maturation of SSU-rRNA from tricistronic rRNA transcript (SSU-rRNA, 5.8S rRNA, LSU-rRNA); endonucleolytic cleavage of tricistronic rRNA transcript (SSU-rRNA, 5.8S rRNA, LSU-rRNA); ribosome biogenesis. The transcript is spliced from 2 exons. The record is from RefSeq and is a predicted model, not a curated record. Lineage: Eukaryota; Fungi; Ascomycota; Sordariomycetes; Hypocreales; Hypocreaceae. The coding region runs from base 1 to 2442 and encodes 813 amino acids. Gene Ontology annotation, cellular component: nucleus; preribosome, small subunit precursor.
AUGUCCGCCGUGGCGCAUCAUCAUCGGCCCACGACAAAAGUCACCAACAAGCCAUUCAAGUCCAAGGCUGCUUCCAAGCAUGAGUUGAGGGAUCGCGCAAAAGGCCGAGUCCCAAACGAAAAAGGAUCGCGCAAAACUCCCCACCAACAAGUCAUGUCUAAAUUCGACCGACGAAACCAGGCGAAGCAGAAUCGCCUCACGAAGCACAGAGAGCAUCUGAAGGAGACGUCGGUUUUCUCUGGGAAAGAUGCAGCCCCGAGGAUUGCUGCCGUCAUUCCUCUUUGCGCUGAUGGCGACGCCAAGGCAGCCAUUCAGUCGCUGAACAGCAGCGUCGAUAUCGAGACCGAUCUCAGCAGCAACAACCUCCAGGUGACAGUCGACCGUUUCAAGCAGAAGCUGCAAUAUGUUGCCCUCACAAGGGACCUUAACGCUUGCUUGGAUGCCGCCAGCGCAGCCGAUUUCGUCAUUAUUGUUCUAUCUGCCUCCGUCGAGGUUGACGCAUUGGGAGAGCUGAUUCUUCGAAGCGUCGAGAGCCAAGGCUUGUCGACGCUGUUCACGAUGGUACAAGGGCUUGAUAAAAUUGAACCAGCAAAGCAGAGACCUGGUGUCAUGACCUCGCUUAAAUCCUUCAUUACUCACUUCCACCCCGAGCAAGAGAAGCUAUAUAGCAUCGAUAACAGGCAGGACUGUGCCAACCUUGUGCGAUCCCUCUGCAGCACAACCCCCAAGGGCAUCAGGUGGAGAGAUGAGAGGAGCUGGAUGCUGGCGGAGAGCGUCAAGUUUGCAUCGAACGACUCAGAAUCUACAAUUAUCACCGGUGUGGUUAGGGGUAAAGGGCUGAAGGCGGAUCGACUGAUACAGGUCGGCGACUGGGGCACAUAUCAGAUCGAAAAAAUUGUCGCCGCCCCUCUACCGAAGCACAUCAAGAAGAAAGGAGAAACGACGGUUGAGACUGAGGAAGAAAAGGUUUUGGAAGAGCCCUCUGAGGAUCGAGAUGGUCUGGAUCAACUCGCGCCUGAGGACGUUAUGAUGGAUGCAGAAGAUGACGCCGCCAUGUCUGUGGCGCCAUCAGAGAAGAAGGGUGUCUUGCUAGACGAGCAUCAUUACUUUUCGGAUGAGGAGGACGAAGCGACAGCUGGAACGAAGAAAGUACCCAAGGGAACCUCAAAAUACCAGUCCGCUUGGUAUCUGGAUGAUGUGUCGGACUCCGGCUCUGAUAUGGAAGAUAUGGAGAUGGAUGACGAAAACGCUGAAGAGGAGGAAAUCGGUCCUGAGGAUGGUAUGGAAGGCUUUGCCCAGCCUGAGCCCACAGAAGCCGCUGCUUCGGAAUAUCCCCAGUCUGAGAUGAUGGAGCCCGAUGAGGAUGAGGAUGCUGUUCAGUUGGAGCAGUACCGAGCACGGAAGCGUGAUGAGGCUGAAGACGACAGAGAGUUCCCUGAUGAAGUUGAACUUCACCCUAAUGUUCUGGCCAGAGAGAGGUUGGCUCGAUACCGUGGUCUGAAGAGUCUCCGAACUUCACCGUGGCAGGAAGAUGAGGAUCGAGCUCACGAACCAGAGGAAUGGCGUCGAUUGCUGCAGAUUCCUGACUACAACUCUUCGCGAUCAAGAGCGACCCGUGAGGCUUUGGUUGGUGGUGUGCAGCCCGGAACUCGCGUUCAUGUCUAUGUCAAGGGCAUCCCAGCCGCCGCAGCGCAGUCCUACAACCCCAACUCCCCAGUCACAUUAGUUUCCUUACUCCGUCAUGAGAACAAGAAGACUGUGGUCAACUAUCUAAUCAACCUCAGCUCUGAUUAUACUGCUUCGAUCAAGGCCAAGGAGGAGCUGAUUGUCCAGUGCGGCCCUCGAAGAAUGGUUAUCAAGCCUCUCUUCUCACAGUCUGGCUCGACGCCAAACGACGUACACAAGUAUUGCCGAUACUUACACCCUGGCCAAUCGGCCAUUGCCACAUUCAUGGGACCUGUUACGUGGGGCGCUGUUCCUGUCUUAUUCUUCAAGCGGACAGUUGCGGGUGCAGAUGUUGAGGGUGAGGGCACAUCAAACGCCGGCCUGAAGUUGGUUGCGACAGGCACAGCUCUGCCUCCUUCAACAUCUCGCGUUGUUGCCAAGCGCGUCAUUCUCGCCGGUCACCCAUACCAUAUUCACAAGAAGAUUGUCACCGUUCGAUACAUGUUCUUCAACCGUGAGGACGUGGAGUGGUUCAAGGCUAUGCCCCUGUGGACCAAGCGCGGACGAAGCGGCUUUAUCAAGGAGCCUCUGGGUACUCAUGGUUACUUCAAGGCGACGUUUGACGGACGCAUCAACCCUCAGGACUCUGUGGCAAUUAGCUUGUACAAGAGAGUUUGGCCGAGACAUGCGGUUCCUGUUACUGGAUCGUUGUUGGCAGCCGGUGCUGUUGUUGCUGAACAGGUGCAAGAGCUGGAUGGAGAUACCAUGAUGGAGUAA